This is a messenger RNA of Halichondria panicea, 2857 nucleotides long. RefSeq names its product major vault protein-like. The record is from RefSeq and is a predicted model, not a curated record. Lineage: Eukaryota; Metazoa; Porifera; Demospongiae; Suberitida; Halichondriidae. The coding region runs from base 179 to 2737 and encodes 852 amino acids. Gene Ontology annotation, cellular component: cytoplasm; nucleus. The transcript has 15 exons.
CUGUUCCACAAGCAGUGCAGUGCGCAUGUUCACUACAAGAUUAUUUUCUGUCGACCCACCCCUUUACCAGCUGAGUCACUGUAUUAGUAUCAGCCCUUGCUAGCUAGCUUGCUGUGUUACAAGCUCUCCUGUCUCCCUGUGCAAAAAUCGUACUGUCUCCUAACAACAAGAGGUCAAGAUGAGUCGAGGUGGCGUCUCCAGAGAUGAGUCCAAGAGCAUCUACCGCAUCCCCCCUUACUACUAUGUCCACGUUUUGGACCAGAACACCAACACCACCAAGAUGGAGGUUGGCCCUAAGACCUACAUUCGUCAGGACAACGAAAAGGUGAUUCUUGGCCCUGAGAAGAUGAUUGUUGUACCUCCUCGCCACUACUGCAUUGUGGAAAACCCGGCAGUCAAGGACAAGGACGGUCAGGUGGUCUUUGACACUCACGGACAAGUGAAGCUUCGUCAUGCCGACCAGGAGAUUCGUCUGGCCCAGGAUCCGUUCCCCCUUUACCCUGGGGAGAUACUCAAGCAGGUGGUGGCGCCUCUCAAGGUCGUUCAGGCCAACACGGCUCUCAGGAUCAGAUCUAUUCUUGACUUUGAGGAGGAAGACGGCACAAAGAGAGUGGCUGGGGACGAGUGGUUGUUUGAGGGACCAGGAACCUACCUGCCUAGGAAAGAGGUGGUCGUUGAGGAGACUAUUCGAGCCACGAUCAUCCGUCCCAACCAAGCCAUUCGUAUUCGUUCCCGGAAGGAAACGCUUGAUCGUGACGGUACCCCACGUGUAACUGGGGAGGAGUGGAUGGUGCGAAAGGUGGGGGCCUAUCUACCGGGUGCCUACGAGGAGGUGGUGGACACUGUGGACGCGUAUGUGCUUACAGAUAAGAAUGCUCUGCACAUGCGAGCCACUCGUACGUUCACUGACAAGUUGGGAGUGAAGCGUAAGAACGGAGAGGAAUGGCUCAUCAAGAUGGAGGACACAGAAGCACACAUCCCAGACGUCUAUGAGGAGGUUGUGGGUGUGGUCAAAAUCACCACCCUCAGCAACAGGCAGUACUGUGUGAUCGUAGACCCAGUGGGCCCUGAUGGGAAGCCUCAACUCGGACAGAAGAGACUAGUGAAAGGAGAGAAAUCUUUUUUCCUGCUGCCUGGGGAACGACUGGAAAAGGGUAUUCAGAAUGUGUAUGUACUGGGAGAAGAUGAAGGACUCAUUCUCAAGGCCAUCGAAGCUUUCAAAGAUACUGACACUGGAGCGGACCGAAUGCCUGGCGACCGUUGGAUGAUCCGUGGCCCCCUGGAGUAUGUACCCCCUGUGGAAGUGGAUGUAGUCACCAAACGCAAGGCCAUCCCAUUGGAUGAAAAUGAGGGUAUCUAUGUACGAGACAUCAAGACUGGAAAGGUGCGAGCUAUCUGUGGGUCCACGUACAUGCUCACCCAGGACGAGGAGCUCUGGGAGAAAGAACUGCCCCCAGGUGUGGAUGAGCUCAUCUCGGCCGACAAGGACCCUCUCGCUGACCGCAGUGACAGAUCUCGUUCUGGUGCCAACCUGAAGAGAGACAAGACCAAGGUGAUCAUCUAUAGAGUGCCUCAUAAUGCAGCCGUCCAGAUCUAUGACUACAAGCAAAAGAAAGCUCGUGUUGUGUUUGGCCCUGACAUGGUCAUGUUGAAACCUGAUGAGCAGUUCACUCAGCUCAGUCUCUCUGGAGGCAAACCCAAGAGACCCAACACUAUCAAGGCUUUGUGUCUGCUGCUCGGGCCAGACUUCUGCACCGACAUCAUCACCAUAGAGACCUCAGACCACGCUCGUCUGCAGCUACAGCUCUCUUACAACUGGCACUUCGAGACAGGAAAUGGUAAAGAGUCCUCCAAGAUCUUCUCUGUGCCUGACUUUGUGGGAGAUGCUUGCAAGGCCAUCGCCUCUCGUAUUCGUGGAGCCGUUGCAGGGGUCCAAUUUGACGACUUCCACAAGAACUCUGCCAAAAUCAUCCGUGCCUCUGUGUUUGGUCUGGAUGAGCGUGGAAAGGUCAAAGGUCGUUUUGUCUUCCCCUCCAACAGCCUAGUCAUCACGAGUAUUGACAUCCAGUCUGUGGAGCCCGUGGAUCAGAGGACAAGGGAUGCACUGCAGAAGUCUGUCCAGCUGGCCAUUGAGAUCACCACCAACUCUCAGGAGGCCACUGCCAGACAUGAGGCCGAGCGACUGGAGCAGAAGGCCAAGGGUGCUCUGGAGAGGCAGAAGAUCACUGACGAGGCUGAAGCAGAGAAAGCUCGCAAGGAACUGCUAGAGUUGCAGGCUGGCAGUGCUGCCGUGGAGUCCACUGGUCAAGCCAAGGCCGAGGCUCAAUCAAGAGCAGAGGCAUCAAAGAUCGAAGGAGAAGCUGCUGUGGAGCAGGCCAAACUCAAAUCUCAGGCCACCAAGAUUGAAGCUGAAUCUGAGCUAGAGCGUCUUACCAGUGCUCGUGAGGCUGAGACAAAGUAUGUCCGUGAACAGAAUGACUUAGAGAUCAGCAAGUCCAAAGAGAUGGCUGUCAUUGAGAGCAAGAAGUUCCAGGAGAUGGUGGACGCUAUUGGAGCCGACACAAUUGCAGCCAUUGCAACAGCCGGUCCUGAAAUGCAGGUGAAGAUGCUGCAAGGCCUGGGUCUCAAGUCCACGCUCAUCACUGAUGGCUCCAACCCCAUCAACCUCUUCAACACGGCCCAUGGUCUGUUAGGGGCUCUCGGAGCACCCUCCAGCGGGGAAGACGUCCCAGAGUGAUUGUCUUAGUUACAGAUAUUUAGAAUGAAACUCCGAGAUUGUUAGAAAUUUUGUCUAGCACCCAAUAGUGAACAAAAUUAUUUUGAGCCCUCUAGUAUUUUUAUUAAAGUGAACAUUUAA